ACAAAAUCAUGAAAAGGCACAGCAAUUCAUGUAUGGAUGCCGGUCUAACAAAAGAAUACUCUUAUUACGUUAGGUAAAGAUGGUAUAGACAACCAUCUAAUCAAUCUAAUGGUUUACAGUGUCGUUGAGUGUGCGUAGAUGGGGCUAGUCGCCCCCUCGGCCGUCAGCAGGGCAGGUGGUCACGGAAGUUUCGAGCGCCAUUGAGGAAGGAUGUGUCCUCUCUUACUGCUGCUGCUGCUGCUGAUGGUCGCUGCCUCGUCUGUCCUCGCUCAGGAUACAGUGGUUACUGGGACAACGGAUGCUGGCUCUGAGACCAAGCCACCCCCUGUGGUCUCUGGAACCAAGUCACCCCCUGUGGUGUCUGGAACCAAGCCACCCCCUGUGGUCUCUGGAACCAAGCCACCCCCUGUGGUGUCUGGAACCAAGCCACCCCCUGUGGUCUCUGGAACCAAGCCACCCAAUGUGGUCUCUGGAACCAAGCCACCCCCUGUGGUCUCUGGAACCAACCCUCACCCCGUAGGUCCUGAAACGAAGCCACCCCCCGUGGGCCCGGGGCAGAUGCGGGUGCUGUACCUACAGAAAUCAGGCACCCCUUCGGAACACAGCUUUGCCUGGUUGGUGACGCCCUUCCCCACCCUCAACACAUUCAGCAUCUGCUACUGGAUCAGACUCAACCGGUUCAGGGCUGAGUCUACGCUGAUAUCCUAGGCAGUUGCUGACGAUAAGGACAACGAAAUAAGAAUUGACCACCGGAUGACAUCGUACAUGGUAGCGGUUCACAGCCAGUGGGCGGAGACCAACCUGUCGACGCCCUUCCGUCACUGGAGCCACUUCUGCUUCACGUACCUCCUUCAGACAGCAGAGUGGCACAUCUACAUGAACGGUCAGCUGGAGGGCCAGGGCCACCUGCCCAUCGCGUCUGGACCCCUACUAGGCGGCGGGGUUUAUGUUCUAGGUCAGGAGCAGGACAAAUUGGGUGGUGGAUUCGACCGUGACCAGACCUUCAGCGGGGAAAUCACAGCACUCAACGUGUGGUUCACAGUACUUAACGCAUCCACCAUCAGGAAGCUGGCAGGGUGUGAGAGCGAGGAGGAGGGCGACGCCCUGGGCUGGUCGAGGACGGUGUGGAACAUCUCUGGGGAGGCGCAGUGGCAGGUGAAGGAGAUGCACCAGGUGUGUCACCAGACCACUGGACGCAUCAACUUCUUCGCUGACAGGUUCACCCUCGACGACUCCAAGCACUUCUGUAAGGUGGUGGGCGGGAGAGUAGCGGUGCCUGUGUCGGAGGAUGAGAACUCCUGGCUCUAUCGCACGUCCCAGGACGACGGCAAUUAUUGCUCCAGUGGCUUAGGCUCCUCCUACCUGUGGAUGGGUGCCUCCGACCAAGUGAUUGAGGGCACAUGGCAGUACUUGGGCACAAACCUGUCCGUGCCCUGGCAAGGGCCCUGGAGGGGAGGAAAGCCCAACGGUGGACUCGUGGAGAACUGUCUUGUUAUGCUGGCGGCACCUUUCGCUGGUCAGUGGUCCGACAUAGCCUGUGUUGACUCCUACCAGUUCUGUGUGGCCUGUGAGUUCACACACCCGUCCAUGCUCUACCUGAAGGGCCCCGCCCUGUGCACCGCUUCGCCUUUUAACCAGGAGUACGUCAUAGGCAGCAGACAAGGAAGUCGUACCUCCCUGGAAGGAUAUUUCGACUCUGACAUCUUCUGGGACCUUGAAAACUCGACCUGGAUUAUCAAGUCUCUCAAGAUUCCUGGGGCGGUGGCGCGCUGGAAGCCGGAGGGGAAAGACUUGUACCCGUUGGGGACCAAGACGUGGGUGAUGGGAGGCAAGGUGUGCGACCUGCAGGUGGGUGAAGAAGUAAACCUCACCCUCUCGGUGUGUGGUGGGGGAGAGUUUACCUGUUCUGACGGCACCUGCAUCAAUCUCACUCAACGCUGCGACCUGCGCAUCAACUGCCCUGACCAGAGUGAUGAGGCUUCGUGCUCGGCCGUAUCUCUUCCCGAUACAUACCGCAACACUAUUCCACCACCUCCCACAAAAGAAGGUCAGCCCCUAGACAUAUACUUCUUCAUCGACAUAAUUUCCUUCCUCUCAAUUGCCACGGAAGAUCUUACCUUCACAACGACCAUGUCUCUGCACCUGCGAUGGCAGGACGUGCGCCUCACCUACCACAACCUGCACGACGAGCACACCCUCAACUUGCUCUCCAAGGACGCCGUGGAGAAGAUCUGGACUCCGACAGUAUCCUUCAGCAACGCCCACGGCAACGUCUUCACCAACCUGGAGCGGGGAUCCCGUGUUGAGUGUGUCCGCCAGAAGCCAUCCAGGCCUUCCCCGCCUCAGUACACACACGAGACCAACAUCUUCUCUGGCCUGGAGAACAGCAUGGAGAUGAGUCAGUCCUACACCGCUCAGUACAGCUGUGACUUCGACCUCAUCAUGUUCCCCUUCGACGCUCAGGUGUGCUCGCUACAGUUCACUCUGGUGUCAGCAGCCUCCUCCUACAUGGUCCUCAAGCCCUCCUCUGCCAACUACUCUGGCCCAAAGAACCUUAUUGAGUACACAAUAGGUCGAGUAACGAUACAGAGGACGCAGGAGGUCCAGUUCUCGAGUGUGAAGGUUGAGGUGAGGUUCUUCAGGCGCUAUAACUUCUACCUGCUGACCCUCUACAUCCCCACAGCCCUCCUCAUCGUCAUCGCCUACGCCUCCUUCUUCUUCAAUCCGGACGACUUCAACUCUCGCAUCACUGUGGCUCUUACAGCUCUGCUCGUCCUGGCUUCCUUGUUCACACAGAUGUCCAACUCCCUGCCCAAGACGUCUUACUUCAAGUUGGUGGACGUGUGGCUCUUCUUCGCCAUCGUCAUCAUCUUCGUGGUGGUGAUCCUCCAGACGCUCAUAGAUUUCUUCGCUGACAAGGACAUCUUCUCCUGUUUCUCACCUAAGAGCUCGACCUUGAUUCAGGUGCUGGAGAAGAAACCAAAACGAAACCAAAAUGAUGAACGGAAAUCAAGAGAUCUGUCUAUGGGAUCCAGCUUCCCAAAGGUGUCUGGAGGCGGCUUCCCACAGGUGCCUGGAGGUGGCUUCCCAAGGGUGCCAGGACUAGCAAAUUUGGCCAUGCUCAAGUUUAGCCGGAUUCUUAUACCCAUCGUCUUUGUCCUCUUCAAUAUUAUCUACUGGGCCUCUGCCUUCAACUACGUCAUGAAUUUGAACAUGUAGAUGGUGUCCCAACAUACCACAAGAAGUCACGGCCCCUGAACAUGUAUAUGGCGCCUCAACACACCACAAGAAGUCACGGCCCCUGAGCCUCUGAGCAUGUAGAUGGCGUCCCAACACUCCACAAGAAGUCACGGCCCCUGAACAUGUAGAUGGCGCCUCAACACACCACAAGAAGUCACGGCCCCUAAACAUGUAGAUGGCGUCCCAACACACCACAAGAAGUCACGGCCCCUGAACAUGUAGCCAUGGAAAACCACUACCAGCUAUUCGUCAGGAAUUUAAUUACAUCUAGGCUGUAUUUCCCUUCUCACUGAACCUAAAUGUUUCAAAACAAAAAUCAAUAGUCAAAGCGAUGAACUUUUCAAAUUCAUGUGAUAUUUGUUUAGAACUGUUAUUUAUAUUUCAUUACUUUAUAUGUGUAUAUUAUUAAUUUGGAUGAAAUAAAAUACAAGUUUCCCAUAUAAAAAUAAUUAUAAAAGACAAAAUCAGUGCUCAUGAUGUUUUCUGCCUCUCAAGAUGCUUAUUACUUCCUUGGCUAACUUAUUCUCUGGGAUGUUCUCCAUCCCACAAUAGCAACAAACUGAGUAUGACACCAUUUUGAAGGCCAUGCUAAGAAAAAAUCCCUAACCUUCCUCUGAAUUGAUGACUCGGUGAAAACAAGCAACUCUUGCAGUCAGAUUUGGUAGCCUCGAUGUCUGCACAGUUUUCCAGAUUGCAUCACCAGCCUUCCUUUUCUGAAUCUAAUGAUAUUGCUACAGAAAUCUUACCAGAACACCUUGGUGAUACGGCAGAUACAAGAUACCACCUUCACUGAAAGCACCAAUCAGUAGGAUGCUCUUGCCGCCCAACACCCAGACCUGACUCGACAGACACAAACAGUGCAGCUGGGACAAAGGGGCAAGGACAUCUCGCUGCUGCACCUGGAAGAACAAUGACCAGAUUUCCAUCACAUAUUGCAGAGGCAUGGAGUGCCUCUGCAAUAUGUGAUCCCUUCUCCCUUCCCUUCCUAAGCAGAGCAUCUGGCACCAACAAGAAUGACCGAAGGGUCCUAGAACAGCAUACAUGGAUGACUAUUGCAGGGACAAACGAUAUCCCAAGGACAAAUACACAUAGACCUUACAAUGCCCACUUGAUCGGAUAUUUAAAAAGGCAGAACUAACCAGAUUGGUUUAAGUGGUCACACUGGUCUUUGUUUUACCCCAUCCCCUCGCCCAAAAAAAAGAGCAUUCCCCUCCCCAGGUCACAGUUGCUAAGUAGGCUCAACCCCCAGAUGAAGGAACAUAAGGGUGUGCAUGGGUCUCUUUACACAUUCAACAAAUUGGGACAUAUUUUGCUUCUGCACCACCACAGCAGGAGAUCGGAGAAGCUACCCUUCCUUGCCUCUGGGCGGGCAUAAGGGCCCCUCACCACAUCAAGGCACCAUCCACUUCAAGGGUCAGGUAUAAAUAACUUCAUUUCAUAAGGGUAAAUUUCUUUAUUUACAACAAAGUAAGCUAUACAAAAAUAAUUUAUUUUUUUACAAUUAUACAAUACUGAACCCUUACACUAUUCCAGUCUCUGAUUUUUUCCUGUGCGCCACUCACAAUAUGUGACUUUUCCCAUUUGGUCCAUUAAAUAUUGUAAAACAAGUGCAGUUUGAUAUACUACUACUGUAUUAAAUAUCUGUGCCAGUUGAGGGUCAAGAAACCUUUUGCAAAAGACAUGCACACACACACACACACACACAGCUGCAUUGUGUUUACUAAUAUACCUACAGUAUCACACAACCAAACUUGCAACUAAUUUAAAAAUUACUUCAUGUUAAAACAAAUUCCUAAAGGAAAUAAUGAAUUAGCUUUAAUAAUAUGACUUCAAAUCAAGGUUAGUCUACCCACUGGCUAAUGCAAGAUCUUGCAGCUAACGCUGUGACUGAUGCUAUUUUUUUUUUUUUCAUAUGAAAAAGUUUGUUUUUGCUAUGUUUAGUUUAAAAAAAAAUAAAAAAAAAGUUUAUUUUACAGUUUGCUAUGAAAAAAAGCAAACCAAGAAAGCUACACAAACUAUUUCACUGACAUAACUAAGCAGUUUUAAACCAUACUGUUCCAGAAAGUCUUGACAUUACCCACAAAUAACCACAAACAAAUUAUGCAAAGAGAUAUCCCUUUGGCUUCAAAUUGCAUUACAUUUUAUUGUGCUUUUAUCCCAUUUACUGGAAAAGUAUUUCACCUCCCCUCCACAGUUAUUCUCUAAAAUACAGUAUUUACAUUCAAAGCAAUAUGUAACACCGUAAGGUGUUUGGUUUAGUUUUAUUUAAAAAUAUAUAUGGAGAUACAAGAGUCACAGACAAGGAUUUGA
Molecule: messenger RNA, 5550 nt
Organism: Procambarus clarkii (red swamp crayfish)
Lineage: Eukaryota; Metazoa; Arthropoda; Malacostraca; Decapoda; Cambaridae
Biological process (GO): monoatomic ion transmembrane transport
Cellular component (GO): membrane
Molecular function (GO): extracellular ligand-gated monoatomic ion channel activity; transmembrane signaling receptor activity; protein binding
Source: RefSeq, a predicted model, not a curated record